AUGGUCCAGAGCGACCUGUCCAAGUCGCCUCCCACAGCGGCGGCGGUGGUGGCGCAGGAGAUCCAGAUGGACCUGCUGGAGAACGCGGCUCCCGCGGGGGCGCUCGGAGCGGCCGCACAGUCAUAUGGAAAAGGAGCCAGAAGGAAAAACAGAUUUAAAGGAUCCGAUGGGAGCACUUCUUCUGACACUACCUCAAAUAGCUUCGUUCGUCAGGGUUCGGCAGACUCCUACACCAGCCGUCCAUCCGAUUCAGAUGUUUCUUUGGAGGAAGAUCGGGAGGCAGUGCGCAGAGAAGCAGAGCGACAGGCCCAGGCCCAGUUGGAAAAAGCAAAGACAAAGCCCGUUGCAUUUGCAGUUCGGACAAAUGUCAGCUACAGUGCAGCCCACGAAGACGAUGUUCCCGUGCCAGGCAUGGCCAUCUCAUUUGAAGCAAAAGAUUUUCUGCAUGUUAAGGAAAAAUUUAACAAUGACUGGUGGAUAGGGCGAUUGGUUAAAGAAGGCUGUGAAAUCGGAUUCAUUCCAAGCCCAGUCAAGCUAGAAAACAUGAGGCUACAGCAUGAACAGAGAGCCAAGCAAGGGAAAUUCUACUCCAGUAAAUCAGGAGGAAAUUCAUCAUCCAGUUUGGGUGACAUAGUACCUAGUUCCAGAAAAUCGACACCUCCAUCAUCUGCUAUAGACAUAGAUGCUACUGGCUUAGAUGCAGAAGACAAUGAUAUUCCAGCAAACCACCGCUCCCCUAAACCCAGUGCAAACAGUGUAACGUCACCCCACUCCAAAGAGAAAAGAAUGCCCUUCUUUAAGAAGACAGAGCAUACCCCUCCGUAUGAUGUGGUCCCUUCCAUGCGACCUGUGGUCCUGGUGGGCCCCUCUCUGAAGGGAUAUGAGGUCACAGAUAUGAUGCAAAAAGCACUGUUCGAUUUUUUAAAACACAGAUUCGAAGGGCGGAUUUCCAUCACAAGAGUCACCGCCGACAUCUCACUGGCCAAACGCUCUGUCUUAAACAAUCCCAGUAAGCAUGCAAUAAUAGAAAGAUCCAACACGAGGUCAAGCUUAGCGGAAGUUCAGAGUGAAAUCGAAAGGAUUUUCGAACUUGCAAGAACACUGCAACUGGUGGUCCUUGAUGCGGACACUAUCAAUCACCCAGCCCAGCUCAGUAAAACCUCUCUGGCCCCUAUCAUAGUGUAUGUCAAGAUUUCCUCUCCUAAGGUUUUACAGAGGUUAAUAAAGUCUCGAGGGAAAUCUCAAGCGAAGCACCUCAAUGUCCAGAUGGUGGCGGCAGAUAAGCUAGCUCAGUGUCCUCCAGAGCUGUUUGAUGUGAUCCUGGAUGAGAACCAGCUCGAGGAUGCCUGUGAACACCUGGCCGACUACCUGGAGGCCUACUGGAAGGCCACCCACCCUCCCAGCAGCAGUCUCCCCAACCCCCUUCUCAGCCGCACUUUAGCCACCUCCACCCUGCCCGUCAGCCCCACGCUAGCCUCCAACUCACAGAGUUCUCAAGGGGAUCAGAGGAUGGAUCGCGGGGCUCCGGCCCGCUCUGCUUCCCAAGCUGAAGAAGAACCUUGCCCAGAACCGGUCAAGAAAGCCCAGCAUCGUUCCUCCACCCAGCACCACAACCAUCGCAGUGGCACCAGCCGAGGCCUCUCCAGGCAAGAGACCCUGGACUCGGAGACGCAGGAGAGUCGCGACUCCGCCUACGUGGAGCCCAAGGAAGAGUACUCGCACGAACACGCAGACCACUAUGCCCCCCACCGUGACCACAACCACCGAGAGGAGCCCCACGGGGGUGGUGAGCACAGACACAGAGAGACGCGGCACCGCUCCAGGGACCCGGACCGAGAGCAGGACCACGAGUGCCACAGGCAGCGGAGCCGCCACAAAUCCAAGGAUCGCUACUGUGACAAGGAUGGGGAAGGGGCGUCCCGCAGACGGAACGAAGCUGCGGACUGGAACAGGGAUGUUUACAUCCGCCAAUGA
Messenger RNA from Budorcas taxicolor (takin), 1974 nucleotides. It is a transcript of the gene CACNB2, whose product is annotated as calcium voltage-gated channel auxiliary subunit beta 2. Gene Ontology annotation, cellular component: voltage-gated calcium channel complex. Gene Ontology annotation, molecular function: high voltage-gated calcium channel activity; protein binding. The coding region runs from base 1 to 1974 and encodes 657 amino acids. The record is from RefSeq and is a predicted model, not a curated record. Gene Ontology annotation, biological process: chemical synaptic transmission; neuromuscular junction development; calcium ion transmembrane transport. NCBI's taxonomy places the organism in Eukaryota, Metazoa, Chordata, Mammalia, Artiodactyla, Bovidae. The transcript has 14 exons.